Molecule: messenger RNA, 2592 nt
Organism: Paralichthys olivaceus (Japanese flounder)
Lineage: Eukaryota; Metazoa; Chordata; Actinopteri; Pleuronectiformes; Paralichthyidae
Gene: slc47a1
Product: solute carrier family 47 member 1
Biological process (GO): xenobiotic detoxification by transmembrane export across the plasma membrane
Cellular component (GO): membrane
Molecular function (GO): xenobiotic transmembrane transporter activity; antiporter activity
Source: RefSeq, a predicted model, not a curated record
AUGGAGAAGCUGGGUUCCCCAGAACCUGCACCACCCUCACUGGGUCCAGAGCCCGUCGCUGGGCUUUCUGCUGCCAAGGCAGCAGAGGCUGAGGGAGAGGAGGCUGUGGCAGCAGUCAGUUCCAAACUGUCUCAGUGUGCAUGGUUGAGAAGGUGGCUACCACUGGCCUACAGAUUGGAACUCUACCAAGUCUUAAAGCUCUCGGGCCCACUGCUGCUGUCUCGGAUACUCAGUUUCCUCCUGUCGUUUGUCAUCACCAUAUUCUGUGGUCACAUUGGCAAUGCAGAACUGGCAGGAUUUGCACUGGCUUCAGCGACCAUUAAUGUGACCACCACUUCAACAGGCUAUGGCCUUGCCGUGGCUUGUGACACGCUGAUUUCUCAGACAUUUGGAGGCAAGAACAUGAAACGUGUGGGAGUAAUCCUACAGAGGAGUUCACUCAUCCUGUUGCUGUUUUGUUUGCCUUGCUGGGCUCUUCUCAUCAAUUCUCACAACUUACUACUCAUCAUGCACCAAGAGGCGGAAGUGGUGAGAAUUGCCCAGCUCUACGUGAUGGCCUUUCUACCAGCUGUUCCAGCCAUGUUACUGUAUCACCUGCAGGUUGCCUACCUACAAAACCAAGGGAUUAUUUUUCCUCAGAUGUACACCGCAGCAGUGGCAAACAUUUUAAACUUAGGGUUCAAUUACGUCUUAAUCUUCAGCCUCCAGUUGGGCGUCAUAGGAUCAGCGAUCGCCAACAGCCUCUCUCAAAUCUCCCUCUGCCUGCUGUUGUUUGGCUACAUCAGAUGGAAGAAGCUCCAUCUGCAGACGUGGGGAGGCUGGUCCACUGACUGUUUGCAGGAGUGGGGUUCCUACAUGAAGCUGGCUAUUCCCAGUGUGUUUAUGAUCUGCUUUGAAUGGUGGAUCUGGGAGAUUGGUUCUUUCUUUUCAGGUGUACUUGGUGAGAUGGAUCUUGCUGCCCAGCAUAUUAUGGAUGAAAUAGGAAGCAUAAUAUAUAUGUUCCCCAUGGGUCUUCACGCAGCUGCAUGUGUGCGAGUUGGCAAUGCUCUGGGGGCUGGAGACACCGCCAGCGCUAUAGUCACCUGCAAAGUGACCCUGGUUCUAUCAGGACUGCUUGCCGUGCUCCAGGGUAUCUUCAUUGCUGGCUGUAAGCCCUUCAUUGCCUACAUAUUUACCUCUGACGACAACAUUGUGGCGAUUGUCUCAGAGAGCCUCACGGUCUACAUAUUUCUACAGUUCUUUGAUGCACUCCUGUGCGUCUGCUCAGGGAUUCUUGUUGGAUCUGGGAUGCAAAAAAUCGCUGCCUUGUCCAACCUGGUGGGUUACUACUGCAUCGGCCUGCCAGUGGGAGUAGCUCUGAUGUUUGCUGCCCAGCUCAGAAUAUUAGGCCUGUGGCUGGGUCUCCUAUUAUGUGUUCUCUUUCAGACGGGUUUCUUUCUCACUCUCAUCUUCAAACUAAACUGGAAGAAAGUCACACAAAAGGCUCAAAAGCGAGCUGGAAAGAAAGUGGUGGUGAAACCAAAACAGCCGGUGGGUACAGUGCUGAGUGAAGCUGUGGUGCCUGACGUGUCUGACAGCAUUAACAAAGCCCAGUCGAACGGUGAAGUCGGCUCAGAUGGCUACAGUCCAGUUAACACCCAGGAUCAGGAGCUAAAAGCAGGUCAUGAGGCCGAGGGCAACAACACUGACGCGGGGGGCACUGAUGGGGACGCUGAGAAGAGCAAACACACUUCAAACACCAAAACUCAAGAGCUACUUUCUUUCACUCAGCUGAUCUUGCGUCGGGGACUCGUAUUUUUGGUUUCAGGUCUUACUCUGGUUAUAGGUAUUGUUUUUCACAUCGUGUUCCCUGGACCAGAGCCCCCCGCUCAGAGCAUGUCCAACUUCACCCUGAACUGGGUCAAUGUCUCCACUCCUACACCGUGGGCUCCUCUGGACCUGACCCCGACCCUCUGAGCCGACUUUCACCUCUGAAUGUAGCAGAUCUGACAAACCGAAAAUACACAACUAGAAAGAAAAAGGGUUGAAUUUUUCCCAAAAUGAUAACUCAGGUUGUCAUUUUGGGAAACUUCAGCUCCACAGGGGCUGCAGAACUCUUUUACGCACAGAGAAAAAGAUGUGUCAGUUCUGCACUGCUGAGAAAUACCACAGAAGUAGCCGAGGAAAUAUCAAGAGAGACUGCGACUGACAGUUUGAACAAAGGUCUUGUUACAGAGAUCAUGUUUUAACUUGCUCAGCCUGAGAUGCUCAACCGGGACAAGAGGACACAUCAGUUAUAAACCUGUCACUAAGAGACCAUGUGGGAAUUGAGGAACACAUUUUUUUCCACUGACACUAUUCUUGUCUCGAUUCAAAUAUUGCACUGUGACAUAUACUCUCUUAAAUCAUUUUCUUGUGUUUUAACUUUUGAUAGAUUUUAAAUAUCCAAUGUACCAUUUACAUACUCUCUAUGCUCCUUUUCUUUUGUCAAUGUUAUAUCUUUAGAACACAGGUGUUUGAUAAAUAAUAAGAUAGUUCUUUUUACUGUAUAUUUUGGGCCAAUGAUGUAAUGCACUUUGAUCACAAGCUAAUCAAUAAAACUUAUUUUAAAAG